Messenger RNA from Herpailurus yagouaroundi (jaguarundi), 2218 nucleotides. It is a transcript of the gene TRIM16, whose product is annotated as tripartite motif containing 16. Gene Ontology annotation, molecular function: protein binding; zinc ion binding. The coding region runs from base 461 to 1915 and encodes 484 amino acids. Lineage: Eukaryota; Metazoa; Chordata; Mammalia; Carnivora; Felidae. The record is from RefSeq and is a predicted model, not a curated record. The transcript is spliced from 10 exons.
GGCUGAUGUGGGCCUUGAUCCCAUGACACUGAGACCACGACCCCAGCUGAAAUCAAGAGAGGGACGCUCAACCAACUGAGCCACCCAGGCACCCCAUCAGUGACGGUGAUUUUUAAGAAAGCUUUCCCUGGAUGCAAUAUGGAGAGUGGACUGGAGGGAAGAACUAACAGAUGUAGGAAUCCUAGUUUGGAGCUGUGGCCAUAAUGCAGGUGCCGUCCUCCGCUCAUGUAAAUGAUCGGUCGAUAUUUUGAACGUUGGGAGAUACGAGAAGGCGUGAAAAGUUCUGCGAGGAAAAGCUUCCAUCCACCCGGUAAAAGUAUCUGUGAAGCCAGGAGUUAUUCAUAUCCUCCACCAGGAUGGGCAUAAUUGUAAAAUCUACCUGCCAGUCUUUCCCAGGCUCAUGGACAGAUAUUAUCUACAUUUGUGAAUCACAGCUCUGUGUGGCUCAGCAGAGACGCAAAUGAAAAAAAUCUGGGUGAAGGCGGUCAAGUCCUGCCUGACCUGCAUGGUGAACUAUUGUGAGGAGCACCUGCGGCCUCACCAGGAGAACAGCAAACUGCACAGCCACCAGCUGACCGAGCCCGUGAAGGACCGGGACCUGCGCACCUGCCCUGCCCACCGCAGCCCGCUGGUCGCCUUCUGCUGCCCCGAUGAGCAGUGCGUCUGCCAGGAGUGCGGCCAGGACGAGCACAGGGGCCACGCCUUGGUCUCCUUGGAUGCCGCCCGCAGGGACAAGGAGGCUGAACUUCGGGACACCCAGUUAGAGCUGGAACGGAAACUCAGGUUGAAUGAAAACGCCAUCGCCAGGCUCCAAGCCAACCACAAAUCUGUUUUGGUGUCAGUGUCGGAGGUGAAGGCGGUGGCCGAGGAGCAGUUUGGGGAGCUGCUUGCUGCCGUGAGGAAGGCCCAGACCGACGUGAUGCUCUUCUUGGAGGAGAAGGAGCAAGCGGCACUGAGCCAGGCCAGCGGCAUCCGGACGCAUCUGGAGCACAGGAGCGCACAGAUGGAGCGCAGGAGGCAGGAGCUGGAGAGCAUUGCCUCCAUCAGUAACACCGCCCUCUUCCUGGAGGAGUACUGCAAGUUUAAGAACACUGAGGACGGUGCCUUCCCGAGUGUUUACAUAGGACUCAAGGAUAAGCUCUCGGGCAUCCGCAAGGUCAUCACAGACUCCACUGUUCACUUAAUCCAGUUGCUACAGAACUACAAGGUCCAGCUCCAGGAUUUCUGCAAGGAAGAGGAAUAUGAUAUCAGAACUCAAGUGUCUGCCGUGGUCCAGCGCAAGUACUGGACCUCAAAACCUGAGCCCAGCACCCGGCACCAGUUCCUCCAGUAUGCAUGUGACAUCUCGUUUGACCCGGACACGGCACACAGGUAUCUCCGGCUGCAGGAGGACAAUCGCAAGGUCACCAACACCACGCCCUGGGAGCAUCCCUACCCGGACCUCCCCAGCAGGUUUGUGCACUGGCGGCAGGUGCUGUCGCAGCAGAGCCUGUACCUGCACAGGUACUAUUUUGAGGUCGAGACCUCCGGGGCGGGCACCUAUGUUGGCCUCACCUGCAGAGGCAUCGACCGGAAGGGGGAUGAGCGCAACGGUUGCAUUUCUGGGAACGACUUCUCCUGGAGCCUCCACUGGAAUGGGAAGGAGUUCACAGCCUGGCACAGUGACACGGAGACCCCGCUCAAAGCCAGGCCUUUCCGGAGGCUGGGGAUCUACGUCGACUUUCCGGGAGGGAUCCUGUCCUUCUACGGCGUGGAGUCUGACGCCAUGACUCUGGUUCACAAGUUUGAGUGCAAGUUUUCGGAGCCGGUCUACCCUGCCUUCUGGCUUUCCAAGAAGGAAAACACCAUCCGGAUCAUGGAUCUGGGAGAGGAGCCCGAGAAGCCAAUGCCAACUUCAGUGCAGGCUGCUCCCUAGACUCCAGCCUCCGUCCCUCAGACUCUCACUGACCACAAAAGAUGGGACAGUGGCUUGCAUCUUGAGGGUGGCCCGGGGAUGGAAAUCUCCACCAGGGGAGAAAGGUCUCUGGCUUCUCCCUCCUGCUCCCUGCUGUGCUGUUCUCUCUGUUUGCAGUAAUCCCUAAGCACCUGCCUCCUCUUUCUCACCUUCUAGUGAUAUUCUCCUGUCUGCGCAGGUGCCUACAUUCAGUAGCCGGGAACCUUCAGAGUGAUCCCAAAAGAUUGCCGAGUAAUCAGAAUAGACCGCAAGCUCUGUGUUGCA